Messenger RNA from Trichoderma virens Gv29-8, 2409 nucleotides. RefSeq lists its product as uncharacterized. NCBI's taxonomy places the organism in Eukaryota, Fungi, Ascomycota, Sordariomycetes, Hypocreales, Hypocreaceae. Gene Ontology annotation, molecular function: metalloendopeptidase activity. The transcript has 2 exons. The coding region runs from base 1 to 2409 and encodes 802 amino acids. The record is from RefSeq and is a predicted model, not a curated record. Gene Ontology annotation, biological process: proteolysis.
AUGGUUGCGCUCCGGUCUCUUGUGGCCACUUUUGCUAGCACUGCAUUGUUAGCCCACUCCGCGAUUGCGCAUUCUGUGAAGAGAAGUCCUCUCAACUACGUCUCUGUCAUUGACAAUGUCAAGAUCCACACACCAUCUGGUCGAGUUCAUUCGCAUUCCGACUUCGACCUGACCUUUUCGCUUAACGGGGGAGAAGAGAGAGUCCGACUAUCGCUUCACCCGAACAACGACAUCCUCCAUGAUGACUUCGAAGUCACGUUUCUCGACUCGGAAGGAAGGGUCAAAUCGAGAGAAAAGGUGGAACGUGCCGAGCACAAGGUCUUUCGAGGUGACGCCUUCGUUGAACGCCCAGGUGAAGAUGGCUGGUCUCUGGGUGGAUGGGCGAGGAUAACGAUGCACCGCGAUGGAAAACAUCCGGUAUUUGACGGCUCUUUCCGCAUUGACGGCGAUAACCACCACAUCCACACCGGCUCCAAGUACAGCAACCUCAAGCACGAAGAUGAUCCUCUACCUGUAGACUGGGAGGAGAUACAAGAUCAUGAUGAAGUCAUGGUAGUUUGGCGUGACUCUGAUGUUCAAGACUUUCAGAGUCGUGGAGAGCUGAAGCGCGACGUCUCGAAGCCGUCCGAAUGCAUUUCAGACUCGUUAAAUUUUAACAACCAGUUUGACCUCGAGCUGAAGCGAUCAAGUGGGCUCCGAGGAAUCGAUCCGAGAAGUCUGUUCGGCCGCCAAAUUGAUGGAGGGUCGGGUGGUAGCGGUCAGGAUCUCAUUGCGACCAUUGGAGACACAGCUGGAUGCCCUACCACCAAGAAGGUUGCGCUGGUCGGGAUUGCUACUGACUGCACAUAUUGGAACGGCUUCAACUCUUCCGAGGAUCUCAGGAGGAACGUCAUCGGCAUAGUUAACCAAGCCUCCCAAGUCUAUGAAAAUGCCUUCAAGAUCUCCCUGGGUCUCAGAAACUUGACCGUCCUCGACCGUGGCUGCCCAGGCGCACCCUCCGCCGCCACUCCCUGGAACGUCGACUGCCAGUCCAACACUACCAUUAGCGAUCGACUAAAUCUCUUUUCUGCCUGGCGUGGUAGAUCUCUCGAUGGAAAUGCCUACUGGACUUUGUUGACUACGUGCCCUACAGACUCGGCUGUUGGGCUGGCCUGGAGGAGCCAGGUUUGCCGUCAGGGGUCGGGAACCAGUUCGGAUGGGCAAGGGAACAACGAGACCGUCGCCGGCGCCAACGUCGUUGUGCGAACCUCGACAGAAUGGCAGGUGUUUGCUCACGAGACGGGACACACUUUUGGAGCCGUCCAUGACUGUACAAGCUCUACUUGCCCUGUUAGCGCCUCCUCACAAUCGUGCUGUCCGCUCAGUACCAGCAGUUGCGAUGCUGGGGGCCGGUACAUCAUGAAUCCUUCAACUGGCACCGGUAUCACCCAGUUUUCCCCGUGCAGUGUGGGCAACAUUUGCUCCAGCCUCAAGGCCGCCUCUCUCUCAAGCUGCCUAACUGACAACAAGAACGUACCAACCAUUACAGGUAGCCAGUGUGGCAACGGCAUUGUCGAAGAAGGCGAAGAAUGCGACUGCGGCGGUACUCAGGGCUGCCAGAACAACACAUGCUGCAACGCCACAACUUGCAAGUUUAGGAACAACGCCGUAUGCGACCCGUCCAACGAAGACUGCUGCAACGACCAGUGCCAGUUUGCAUCCUCGUCAACGGUAUGCCGCCCCAGUACUGGCGAGUGCGACAUUCAGGAGACGUGCCCCGGCAACGCAGCUAGGUGCCCUGAUGACCAGCACAAGGCAGAUGGCGACACUUGCGGCAGCGGCAAUGGGCUCCAGUGCGCUUCGGGCCAGUGUACAUCUCGCGAUAGACAGUGCCAGGCCGCCGUUGGUACCCAGGCCGACAACAGCUCGACUACGGCCUGCCCUGAUACCCGAGACAGCUGCACUGUUUCCUGCACUUCCGGACAAACUGCUUUUGGGCAGCGUCAGUGUCUCUUGUUUGGCCAGAACUUUAUCGACGGAACUCCCUGCGGUGCCGGCGGACACUGCUCGAACGGAUCAUGCGAAGGCACCUCGACGUCUCGAGAGAUUAGGGACUGGAUCGAUGACCACAAGGCGAUUGUCAUCCCCAUCGCCGUCGUCGUCGGAAUCCUGCUCAUCAUCAUAGUGGUGAGCGGCAUCAUCAGCUGCUGCCGCCGAGCGCGAAGACGCGCAGUGCCCAAGACUUCGCCCACGACGGCAGCAUGGGCGCAGUGGGGAGGCAACCAGAGCCGUGCACCAGGGCAACAGUAUGGCCUGGCCCAGCCUCAGUACGAUCCGCCGCCGCCGGCCUAUGGUCAACAGCAGCAGCCUCCGGAUUACGGACAGCCGCCGAAUCAGGGGUGGAGGCCAAGGGUAGAACGGUAUGCCUAA